Penicillium riverlandense is the source of this 1245-nucleotide messenger RNA. RefSeq lists its product as uncharacterized. The transcript is spliced from 5 exons. Gene Ontology annotation, molecular function: acetate kinase activity. Gene Ontology annotation, biological process: acetate metabolic process; phosphorylation. The record is from RefSeq and is a predicted model, not a curated record. Lineage: Eukaryota; Fungi; Ascomycota; Eurotiomycetes; Eurotiales; Aspergillaceae. The coding region runs from base 1 to 1245 and encodes 414 amino acids.
AUGGGCAGGUCCAUUCUCGCUGUGAAUGCGGGCUCGUCCUCGGUCAAGAUCACCUUCUACACAUUUGAGAAGCCGCCGAAAGCAAUCGUAGAUGCGCAAGUAUCCGGGAUCACAGCACCACCGUCCACGCUCAAAUACCAGCGCGGAGCUGUCAAACACAAGGAACAACUCAAAGAGCACCUGAGCACUCCGCAGGAUGCAUUCAAGUUCCUCCUGUCGCGCUGCUUCAGCGAUCCCGAACUAUCCGAGGUAGCCUGCGACGACGACCUGGCGUAUAUCUGCCAUCGCGUCGUACAUGGCGGCGACUAUCGCGAGGCAGUGGUCAUUAAUGACGAUACAUACCACCACCUGAAGGAAUUAGAGGACCUGGCACCGCUGCACAACUUUUCAGCACUGGAAAUCAUCCGUCUUUGCAGACAGGAACUGCCCAAAGUUCAAAGCAUCACAUUCUUUGACUCGGCUUUUCACCAGACUUUACCAGACUACGUCCGCACAUACGCCAUCAACAAGGAGGUCGCCAAGGCGAACGGAUUGCGCAAGUAUGGCUUCCACGGAAUCAGCUACUCGUUCAUCCUUCGCUCUGUGGCUCAGUUCCUGGGCAAACCGAUGGAAAAGACAAACCUCAUUGUCAUGCAUAUCGGGAGCGGUGCUUCAAUAUGUGCCAUCAAGGAAGGCAAAUCCAUUGAUACCUCGAUGGGUCUCACUCCCUUGGCUGGACUGCCCGGCGCCACGCGGAGCGGUGAUAUCGAUCCUUCUUUGGUUUUUCACUAUACCAACGAGGCUGGCAAGCUGAGCCCUGCUAGUACCAAGGAAAUGCACAUUAGCACUGCGGAGGAGAUCCUCAACAAGAAAUCCGGCUGGAAAGCGCUCACCGGUACGACGGACUUUGCUGAAAUCGCGGUUGAGAACCCGCCAUCUGCAGCGCACAAGUUGGCAUUUGAUCUCCUAGUCGACCGAAUCCUCGGCUAUAUUGGCAACUACCACGUCAAGCUGGGCGGUCAAGUUGAUGCGGUUGUCUUCGCGGGCGGGAUUGGAGAGAAGAGUGCACUCCUGCGCCGGACAUUGGCAGACAAGUGCCGGUGCCUGGGUGUAGCUAUUGACUCAACUGCCAAUGACCAAGGCCCGGAAGAUGACCAGACAGUGAAGGAUAUCUCAUCCGACGGCGGCGCCAGCAAGGGACCCCAGGUGCUGAUUUGCCAGACCAAUGAACAGGCGAGUUUUUUUUCCCUUAUUGGAGACAUCUGA